This is a messenger RNA of Adineta ricciae, 2376 nucleotides long. Lineage: Eukaryota; Metazoa; Rotifera; Eurotatoria; Adinetida; Adinetidae. The record is from the annotation of a GenBank genome assembly.
AUGACAGAACCGCAGCACGGCACAUCAGAUUUUGCUUCAGAAGCACGUGACUCACUCGAUUCGGAACAAUUUAAUGUUCAUCCAGCUUUUUCAUCUACACAGAACAUCGAUGAUGAUGUAUCACAUAAAGUUUCCAAAAUAGGGAGAUUAACACUGCUACCUACGAUAAUUCAACAAACAAAGGAAUUUGAAAGUAACAAUUCUUCCGCAGACGAGACUCUAAUUCCAUUAGAUCAAGGUAGCUCUUUAUCUAGCACACAGGAGCACUCGAGUAAACAUGAUUGUUCUCCACAAAGUAAUCUAGCAAGUCGAUUCGCUAAUUUGAAACUUGAUGAUGUUAACGAAAAGUCCUAUUCUAAUGAUGAUCAACAAAUCGUAGAGGAUUCCUUUGAUGUUUUUAUAUUAAAAGAUUUCACUCAGUAUACCGGUCGCGAAGAUGUCAUUCAAUGGCUUGAUGACACUGAAGAAAAAUUCAAAAAGUUUGAUAUAGGUCGACACGCUCGAUUUGCUGCCAUAUCCUUUUUAGUGGCAAGCGAAGCUAAAAGACGUUACAUUCGAUGUCGAGCAUCAAUAAGAUCCUUUGAUGAUUUCUACGCAUUUAUGCUAACGGAAUUCGAUUCUUCAUCUAUUUCCUCCUCAUCAACUGCUACUCAUCAUGUUCGAUUCACGAAUGAUACUUUGCCAGAAAAGAAUAGUCAUACAUCUAUUACCUCACCUCAUAAACAACUUUCAACUGACUUUAUGUCGGACACUUUCGAUCCAUUAUUUUCUUCGGUAACUACUUCAGUAGUCAAAAGUGAUGUUGCCGCUCCUAUUCACAGCAAAUCAGCUAUAAAUUCCACUAUUUCUUCUCAAGCUUCUUCUAAUUUUGAACUUGAUCAAACUCUGACUGAUCUUCGCAAAGCUAUUGUAGGAGAUUUCAUCAAAAAUCCUAAGGUGUUCAAAGGCGGUAAAGACGACGUUAAGAAAUGGAUCGAAAACAUCGAACACCUCUUUGACUUAGCACACUUACCCGAAUCUAUUCGUUUGGAUCUAAUUUCUUAUUCCUUGCGCGGUGAUGCAUUAGAUUGGUUUAAGAAUAAUCGUUCUUCAUUUACUUCGUGGACUCUUUUUGUUACAGAGCUGAAACGAGCAUUUACUUCAUCUUUUCAUGAAGAAUUUGCUUUCAAAAAGUUGGAGUUAUAUUCUCAAACAGAAACUCAAUCGAUUCGUAACUUUGUCAAUGAAGUAUUGAAGCUUUGUAAAGAAGCUGACCCAACCAUGAGCGAGGCUACGAAACUAAAAAAUCUGUUAAAUAAAACUAAGCCUUCUAUUCAAUAUGAGGUGCACAAGAAAAAACCUCAGUCAACCAGCGAAUUUCUUGAGUUUGCGAAGGAAGCUGAAGAGCUUAUGCAAUUAUCAAAUUUACCUUUUCCUAGUGCUCUUGGCGUACCGCAUGAUUCGUUCUCGCCAUCUACAUCUACAUCUAUUGUUCCUUCGUAUUCUGCUUCCCAACAUAACUAUGGGUAUACAAGUUCUCGUAACUCUAAUAAUAGAAAUCAAGAUUGGUUUAAGAACAAUCGUUCAUCAUUUACUUCUUGGACUCUUUUUGUUACAGAACUGAAACGAGCAUUUACUUCAUCUUUUCAUGAAGAACUCGCUUUCAAAAAGUUAGAGUCAUAUUCUCAAACAGAAAAUCAAUCGAUUCGUAACUUUGUCAAUGAAGUAUUGAAGCUUUGUAAAGAAGCCGACCCUACCAUGAGUGAGGCUACGAAACUAAAAAAUCUGUUAAAUAAAACUAAGCCUUCUAUUCAAUAUGAGGUGCGCAAGAAAAAACCUCAGUCAACAAGCGAAUUUCUUGAGUUUGCUAAAGAAGCUGAAGAGCUCAUGCAAUUAUCAAAUUUACCUUUUCCUAGUGCUCUUGGCGUACCGCAUGAUUCGUUCGCGCAAUCUACAUCUACAUCUAUCGUUCCUUCGUAUUCUGCUUCCCAACAUAACUAUGGGUACACAAGUUCUCGUAACUCUAAUAAUAGAAAUCAAGGCUCGACCCGUCGAAAUUUUUCUCCUCAACAACGGAAUUUUCCUUCUCAAUCGAGAAAUCUUUCUAACUCAUCGGUUCCAGCAUCCCAAAGUCGGUCGACUCCCAACCCCAUUUUUUCACAACAGUCUCUGCCGCGUAAUUUGGUUCCUAUAUCUACUACUAGUAAUCCUCCUCGCCCUCUUAUGACCCAUUCCAAUGCUAACAACACAAUGCCCCUUCGGCAACCUACUGUUAAUGUUAUUGAUCUAGCUCAAUCAAUUGAUCACAUUGAUCUUAUAUCAAAUGAACUCCCAUCCGUUCUCUGUAGUCGUUGUAAUCAACUUGGACAUGAGGCUUCGGCCUGUUCAAGUUUCUAG